This is a messenger RNA of Rodentolepis nana, 1098 nucleotides long. NCBI's taxonomy places the organism in Eukaryota, Metazoa, Platyhelminthes, Cestoda, Cyclophyllidea, Hymenolepididae. The record is from the annotation of a GenBank genome assembly.
AUGCCUCCGAAAAAGAAGGGUGGAGAUGGGCCUUCUAAGAAGGCCAUUGAAAAGGAAAAGAAAAAAAUCAUAGAAGAUAAAACUUUUGGAUUAAAAAAUAAGAAGGGUGCUAAACAGCAGAAAUUUGUGCAGCAGGUGCAGAAGCAGGUCACUUAUGGAAAUAAAUCUUUCCGAGAUAUCGAAAAAAUCCAGCAAGAAAAAGAUACAAAAAAGAAGAAGAGCGAAGAUGAUGAAAUUAGUCAAUUAUUUAAACCUGUUGUAGAACUUCAGAAACUGUCCAAAGGCGCUGAUCCAAAAUCUGUUCUCUGCAUAUUUUUUAAACAGGGGACUUGUACCAAAGGUGAUAAAUGCAAGUUCUCGCACGAUUUAAAUAUCGAGCGAAAGACUGAAAAAAGAAAUCUUUAUGAAAAUGAGAUAAAUGAAAUGGAUGAAUGGAAUCAAGAAGAACUUGAAGAUGUUAUUACUAAGAAGCAUGGUGAAAAAAAUAAGGGUCUUCCCCCAACCACUAUUAUUUGCAAAUACUUCCUUGAUGCCGUCGAAGUGGGCAAAUAUGGAUGGUUUUGGAAUUGUCCAAAUGGUGAUAAUUGCCACUACAAACAUGCCCUUCCGCCGGGUUUUGUCCUCAAAAAGGAUAAAAAGAAGAUGGAAGAGCAAAAAGAAGAUGCUAUAACUCUGGAUGAACUUAUUGAAACAGAACGCCGUGCACUUGGAAUGAAUCAGACCAAAGUCACACUUGAAACUUUCUUAGCUUGGAAGAAGCGAAAGCGAGCCGAAAAGAUUGCCGCCGGCGAGCUCGAAAAGAAAAAGAAACAAUCCAACUUUGCUCAUGGACGUCUUAUUGGUAUCUCUGGUCGUGAAAUGUUCGAAUUCAAUCCUGACUUUGUUGAUGAGGGCGAGGAAAUCGACGGUGAUGUUGCUGAUUCUCGUCUUCGGGAGGAAGAUGAAAAUGAGGAGGAGUUUGAAGUUCAUGACAUUGAUAUCAAUGCUUUCGCUGUUGAUAUCGCUGAUGAUAUUGGUGAGUUUUUUCUUCUUACUUUCUUCCUUUAUUGGUGUUUAGUUUUUUAUGCGUACAACGUUUGUUCGAGCUCCUUUUUUUAA